Molecule: messenger RNA, 3464 nt
Organism: Onychostoma macrolepis
Lineage: Eukaryota; Metazoa; Chordata; Actinopteri; Cypriniformes; Cyprinidae
Product: C3a anaphylatoxin chemotactic receptor-like
Exons: 5
Coding region: 365-1387 (340 amino acids)
Biological process (GO): inflammatory response; complement receptor mediated signaling pathway; positive regulation of cytosolic calcium ion concentration
Cellular component (GO): plasma membrane
Molecular function (GO): complement receptor activity; G protein-coupled receptor activity
Source: RefSeq, a predicted model, not a curated record
AAGCACACACUUUAACAAUUUAAAUGGUUUUGUGAUUUCUCUGUACUCAGACAUCUGCAUAAUUUGAUGUGUUCGUAGACAAAAUGUGCACAUCUCCUCCCACUUCCUGCCUGUCUUCCCUUGUUGCUAAAGAGCACACUUUAGAAUGACUGAGCAAAAGAUGCAGUGAGAAAAACCUGUUCAGCAUAAAAUAAUUGAAUAGUUGAUUGCAUAUUAAUUUGCUAACUGAUGAUACAGUGACUAUUUAACACUCAAACAUAGUCUAUGCUGAACAUAUUGACAAAGGAUUUCGCAAUGCUGUUUAUCCUGAGACCGACAGUUUGGGCUGAUUAUUGCAAAAACGCCUACUGAGAGUGUGUGCAGAAUGACCUCCAAUACAACUCUUUCCCUUCACUCCAACUCCAAAAUCUCAAUGUACCAUGAGAAAAUGACAGUGGAUAUUGUCUUCUACACCAUCAUUGUUCUCCUCGGAACCACCGGGAACUCUUUGGUCAUCUGGGUUGCCGGUUUCCGCAUGAAACCCACCGUCACUAACGUUUGGCUGGUUAAUCUCGCCGUAGCGGACCUGAUCUUCUGCUUGACACGAGCUAUUUCUCUCACCAAAAGCAUUUUCUUUGACUAUUGGCCUUUUGGAGUUUUUCUGUGCAAGUUCAAUGGUUUCUUCAAGUACGCCAACAUGUUCUGCAGUGUUUUUCUUCUGGCCGUCAUCAGUGUGGAUCGAGCGCUCUGCGUUUGCCAUCCAGUGCUCACCAGAGAACGACGGACGUUAUGUGCCGCUCGGGUGGUCAGUGUGGGAGUUUGGAUUGUGGCGGUUAUGUUCAGCUCACCAUACUUUGUGUACCGACAGGUCUUUCCCGGCAAGAACAACUUGAGCCACUGCUCAUUCAAGGAGAAAGGAGCAGCAGAAGCAGGUGACAAUUCAGCAAAGUAUGUCUACUACUGCAUUCGUUUCAUCUGUGGAUUCUUGUUGCCCUUCCUGGUCAUCCUUAUCUGUUACAUACUAGCUGCUGUUGGGAUACGCAGAACGCGGCUCUCUGGAAAAUCGAGGCCUCUUCGGAUUCUUGCUGUAUUGGUCUGUGCCUUUUUCUUAUGUUGGGCUCCAUACCACUUUCUAGGGCUGGUCAAGUUGAUGAAUAAAGACAACAAGGCAGUAAAAGAAGGAUGGAUUAUGGCUUCACACUUAGCUUAUUUCAACAGCUGCGUGAACCCGGUUCUGUAUUUCUGCAUGGGGCUGGAUGUUAGUCGACGCUGCAACCAAAGUUUGUCUGGGAUUUUUCAUAGAGCACUGAUGGAUGAAGGCCAAAAUCUCUCACAACAAGGCACUAGAGAAGAAAGCUGUAAUUCCUUUCCAAAAACUGCAGACACUGAGUUUGUCACUAAAGUUUAAGAGAUUCAUAUCUAGAUCAAUAUUAAACAAAGUGAAAAGUUAAUGCUUUAAUAUGUAGGUGGAGCCUUUAUGAAAAUAUUGCAAAAUACUCAAAAUAAGGUAAUUUGUCAUAUAUGUAUUUUUUCAUACAAAUGCUUAUGCGACAAUUGUACAUUUUUAUGAUUGGUUAUGUUUGCCUACACAUGUUGUUUGUUAAUUAACAGGAUGACAUUGGCAGGAAGAGAAAACAGAAAUUACUUGUAGCCUAAUAUGGGGUCUACAAGUCAUUUCUGUUUUCAAAGGGCACAAUUUUUAGACCAGGAUUGCAUUACUACUGGGGUUAAUCUGCUCUAAUUUUUUAUUGUUCAUUUUAUUCCUGUAAUAUGUCUUUGCAAUAAAUACACAGUGUAUGAAAAAAAGGUAUCUGAUGCAAUUACUAUUCAUAAGAAAAAAAUCUGAUAAAGAAUUUCAAUAUUUCAGUAGUUCAAGUUCUGAUAUCUUCUGUGAUUAAGAGCUAAAGGUUUAGGGUUUUCGAUUCACUAUUUAAUGGCAUUACUGAGCACACUUAACUAAAAUCUGCAGUGACACCGCAACAUUAAAGGUUGAGCAAUAUUGCAAAAUAACAAAGUGAACAAAUACUACUUGUGUUCCUAUGUCUUGUGUUUUCCUUCCCUCAUAUGUCCUUAUUUGCUUUUCUUCCUGUUCCUGUCCUCAUUGUUAUCAUAAACUGUAACGUUAACUUAGUUGCUGUUUGGCAAAUGAAUGUCGGAGCCGUCGUAUUCAACAUUUUCACAACUUACUCGACGUGGAGGUUCCUGUCACAGUGUGCUCACUUUUAAUUGUUUAUUAAUUUUCAAUUGUUGUUGAUGCGGUGUGUUUGUUACUGAGCGUGUCUUUUCAAGCAUCUGGCAUACCUUACUGAGGUGAUGUAAUUACGUUAAGCAGCUGUAAUAACGUUAAAUCUGAAGUGCGGUACAACUGUGUUCAGAGCGCUUUAUGCCUUCAACAGGAGCUGGCAGAGGAAUUGUCAAAAAAAGAAGAUACCAUUUACGACGUUUUUUAUUUAAAAGAGAUUAAGAAACGACUAGGUGAAGAUCUGACAUCGCGGAAUUCUUCAAGGAUAACACUAUCACCCGUUCUGCUGCCAAACGAGAUUGCUGUCAUUCAAGAAGUUCUCAUUUCCUCCCCUGUUGUGGCUGAGCUACACAUUCUCUUCAUUUUAUUUUAAACAAAACAUCCAUUGGAGAUGGCACCUACGCUGGAAUUUAUACAAAUUCUUCCUGUGAAGAAAUCCUGAACGAGGGUCAAAGGUUCAGAUGAAGGGAACCAAAGGCUACACUUUCAAGACUCAUGUAUGAACAACUCCGAGAAUCCAUGUACAAUUUGAGCUCUUUUUCAAAUCUCAACAUGAUCUGAACAUGAAGAAAGAAAGAAAAAAAGAAGUAGUGUCCUUAAACUGGCACAUGGCAAGAGAUACUAAAAGCACACAAACACUUGGAGCCCUGCUCUUAAUUCAGACUGUAUAGUUCUCCUAGUUUCACACUGAAAUGUCAGGCAUGAAUGCAUGAAUCUUUGUUCCAUAUUUUUAAAUACUGUACAAGAACAUAUUUUUGCAGAACCAUGUCAAUUGUAGAUACAGGGUGAGGGUGAGUAUCUGAUGACAGAAUUCACAUUUUUGGGGGAACUGUCUUUUUAAAUAAUGUGUUCUCCUGUAGGAAAUUGGUGUCAACACUGGAACAUUUCACUUGACUGUUGAGUCUAUAGCAAUUGUUAUUAAUGACAGCCCUGUCUUUGUAUUCCUUUUUUCCUGUGUAUUUGAAAAUGUUUUGAAUCUUGACUGUUUCACAGUAAAGUUUAUCUUUUGCAACCACUAUUUGGUGCAACACCAAUAUUGUACAAUCUUUUCUUUUUUCUGCCUUUUGCUGUUUAAAACUAAAACGUGUUCCACAAUACAAGCAUUUUCAAUGGUGCUUUACAUAUUGUUAAAUUAUUGAUGUCAUAAUAUUUUUGUCUUCGCCUGUUUAAGGUAAACAAAAGCCACUGAAUGCACUUUUAAUAAUGUUUACAUGAAGUAAAAAUAAACCAUGUUCAAUUUCUA